Messenger RNA from Colletotrichum karsti, 618 nucleotides. RefSeq lists its product as uncharacterized. Bases 1 to 618 code for a protein of 205 amino acids. Gene Ontology annotation, molecular function: protein binding. NCBI's taxonomy places the organism in Eukaryota, Fungi, Ascomycota, Sordariomycetes, Glomerellales, Glomerellaceae. The transcript is spliced from 2 exons. The record is from RefSeq and is a predicted model, not a curated record.
AUGUGGCAGGCGUUCCUGGACCACGGCUGGGACAUCAACCGCCCAUAUAGUACCGCUGAUCCGCCCACUUUGGCAUGGAUACUAGAAGACAAAGAACUAGUCGAGUGGUUCCUAGCCCAUGGCGCCAACCCAAACGCCGAGGCCCGGUACGGCUGGACUCCCUGGCUGCGCGCCAUUGUGUGGGCACCGUUGGAGAUCGUCAAAUUGCUCCAUGAAGCAGGUGGCAGAUUGGAUCUGGCCGUUCCGUACGUAUGCUAUGGGAGGACGAGUCCAAACCAUGCCGCAAAGUUCCCAGAUCGGAUGGACGUGUUGCAGUAUCUUCUUGAUGCCGGCGCCGAUAUAGAUGCGCGCAUGUGGUCGCACAACCGCUAUGGUCGUAUGAGCCACUUCGAUUUCGGCUCAGCUGUGAAUAUAGCGGUGUAUUGCGGGAAAGACGACAUCGUCGAGGAGCUGCUCCGUCGCGGCGCCCGCACGGAUAUUGCGGCGGACAAGAUGGUAGAUGAUGGUUCUACGGCCCUGGAAUUCGCGAAGAAACGUGCGCCACACUUGGUUUCUAGGUUAGAGGAGCGUAGAAGGCAGGAAAACGAGGGAAAUCAUAAGCAUCAAGACGGAUCAUAA